AUGAAAUCCUCCUGCACCGGGGGCUCAGAGACACGACGCUGCAGCAACGAGGUCGAACCUACUUCUUCUCCUUAUACACGCCUCUUCCCUCACCUCCACCACCCCUCCGCCUUCAACGCGUUCCAUCACGUAUCGUCCGUCACAACGACUUCUUCACCCAUCGCCUCGGGAGCACUGCUCCUUGCCUCGACCUUUUUGCUGCAACGUGAACUCAUCCCCCGCUUCCGCUCGCUCAGUAUGGAUGGCAGUGUCGAGAAUGCGGCCCAGCGACCCUCUGGCCUGCGCCCUCCGACCAGGAUCGGCGCAUUGAACGACAUAUCCGAAUCGCAAAACAACGCACGCGCCGCUAAGAACACCAUGUUGCCUUUGGCAGGACAUUCCAACCUCAAGCGACAAACAAGAGAUGAUUAUCUGCCCCAACAACCAGAAACAAAACAGCGAAAGACGUUGGCUGAGCGCGCUGCCGAAUGCUACGGCGCCAAGUCCAAUGUCGCCGCUACCCCAGCUCCUCGACAUGUUAAAGCCUCGUCGAUUGCUAGCCUAGCUGCAAACCGCCUACCUUCAGCCACCCCCGCUGUCAACAGGCAACCUACCAGAAACAACUUUGGAACCAGCCUCGGACCAGGUACUCGGCCACCAUCUGCUGCCGGCAGGACGCAGACUUUCGCCAGAUCGAUCAAUGGAGGCCCACGAGGAACUGUCCGCCCGCGCCCGGCAACAGCAUUCGGUAGCUAUGCCACCGUCGACGAGGACGAUCCGCCCAAACAGAAUGGUACGAAGCACUGUGCCCCGAAAUCAACAAAACCCUUCAACAUAGCUAGCCCCAGGCGGAAGAGGGUGCGGGGUGUUCAGUCAUUGCAGUCACUGGCUGGAACGCAUGCUCUCAAGAGGAUGAGGGAAAGCUCUCUCACCUGCCUCGCUAAAGGAAUUCGGAACUUGAGUCUCCGCGACAUGGAAGACCCUCUACUGCCAGCCAAGAUGAUAUCAACCGAUGGCAAGGGAGACCAAGCGGUCCCCGCUUUGCAGGAAAGUGAUCGGGCGCGGCUAGAGCCGUUGAACGAAGCGCUUCCUGAGAGUAUCACACUCCGUCCCCGAAACAACAACCCCGGAGGCCGCGGCGCUGUUGGUGAACCUCCCUCCCCAGCACUGUCAGGACCCAAGAAAGAUGCGGCAGAGUCAAGUGCCAUGCUGCCACCGCCUCCUAUGACACCGAGGCCCACUGGCAUAACAGAGCUCGAGGUCUUGUCGGCCAGGUUCAGUCGCUCUAUCAGCAAACUGAAAGAAGACUGCUUUCUGAUCAGCUCUCCUUCCAAAUCCCGGGCCCCUUUUUUGACUAAGGAUUCUAACAUACGAGCCUAUACAGGAUGGGACGUGGACGAGAGGUUGCAAAAGGUUGAAUCACAAUGGCAGGAAAUGCAGAGUGUGAUGAAGGAAACGGUCUCGGAGAAGAAGGUUAUGGAGCACGAAAUCGAAUCUGCAACCAAAAGAGCAACUGCUCUGGAAAACGAGCUUCUCGGCCUGCGCCAGCAGGUCCAAACACUGACUUUAGAUCUCGAGUCUGAGCGGAGGACGCACAAGUUCGAUUUAGAGGACAAGAUUAGGGAACACCGACACGAACUGGACAAUCUCCGACGACAACUACGUGACGAAGUCGAGCGUGGCGAGCGGGAGGCUCGCGAGGCUGCCGAAAGGCAGAGGGAGCAGUUUGCCAUAGAACAAGCCCGAAUGGUGGAAGACCGCGAACAGAUGCGCGUCAUGGGUCGUGCUCUCCAAGAAAAGGAUACGGAAAUCGACAGUUUGCGAUCCGCAUUCGAGAGGUUACGAAUCGACCUAGACAGGGAGAGGGAGGACAUGCGCGUUCAGCUUGGUUCGAAGGAGCAAGAAGCUGGCCGACUGUUACGUGAAAAGGAACGAGAAAAUGACGAGAUGCGGUCCCAGGUUGAACGCCUCAAAGGUGACCUUGAUCGCGAGAUGACUCUCAAGGAAGGCGUGCAAAAGGCGGCUGUUGAGAUGCAGACGGCCAACUUGGGUCUCGAGGCUCAGAUUCAACAACUGCAAGGGAAGAUCCGCUUCUUGGAGUCCAGCAACCAGCAGCAGGCAGACUCGUACACCGAGAUGGAAUCCAGGCUACAGGAAGCUCUCCAGGCGGCAGAGGAAGCCAAGCAAAAGUUGAUCAAAGAAGAGACGGAGAGGAGAGUUCUAUUCAACAAAUAUCAAGAACUCAAGGGCAACAUCCGCGUCAUGUGUCGCGUGAGGCCGAUACUGGAUAGCUCAGAAGGCGAGGAGGCCGGCUUGGCCUUCCCCGACUCCAAGACCUCUGCGCAGAUUGACGUUCAGACCGAAGAGCGGAGCGCGACGGGCACAGUAACCCGACGCGUCAUGCCAUUCGAGUUUGAUAGGGUCUUUGCACCCAACGUGCAGAACGAGGAGAUAUUUGGCGAGAUAUCGCAACUCGUGCAGAGCGCGCUGGACGGUUACAACGUGUGUAUCUUUUGCUACGGUCAGACCGGGUCGGGUAAGACGUACACAAUGUCUAGCCCGGACGGCAUGAUCCCUCGGGCGACGAACAUGAUCUACGAGACGAUCGAGCAGCUCAAGCAGAAAUCAUGGACUUAUACAAUGGAGGGUAGCUUCGUCGAGGUGUACAACGAGGAGCUUCAUGACCUGCUGGCUUCGGAGCGCGAGAGGAAGAAGUUGACGAUCCAACACGACGAGGUCCGGAAACAGACGACGGUUGUUAACUGCAAGACGGUUCACCUGGACCGACCGGAGAAGGUCGAGACGAUGCUGCGCGAGGCACAGGGCAACCGGUCAGUGGCAGCCACCAAGGCCAACGAGCGCUCGUCGCGGUCUCACUCGGUCUUUAUGCUCAAGCUGGUCGGCACCAACUCGGCGACGGGCGAGCGGUGCGAGGGUACGUUGAAUCUGGUCGACUUGGCCGGUUCAGAGCGGCUCAAGCACUCGCAGGCCGAGGGCGACCGGAUGCGCGAGACGCAGAGCAUCAACAAGUCGCUCUCCUGCCUCGGAGACGUCAUCGAGGCGCUUGGCCGCAAGGGCGGCACCUCACCAGGGGCUCACGUACCUUACCGGAACUCGAAACUGACGCAUCUUUUGCAGUUCUCGCUCGGCGGGAACAGCAAGACGUUGAUGUUUGUCAUGGUGAGCCCACUCGAGGCACACCUGAAAGAGACGGUGACGAGUUUGAGGUUCGCUACCAAGGUGCACAACACUCACAUCGGCACGGCCAAGUCGACCAAGAAACUGACACAGUAA
This is a messenger RNA of Pyricularia pennisetigena, 3273 nucleotides long. RefSeq lists its product as uncharacterized. Gene Ontology annotation, molecular function: microtubule binding; microtubule motor activity; ATP binding. The transcript is spliced from 6 exons. The record is from RefSeq and is a predicted model, not a curated record. Gene Ontology annotation, biological process: microtubule-based movement. Bases 1 to 3273 code for a protein of 1090 amino acids. NCBI's taxonomy places the organism in Eukaryota, Fungi, Ascomycota, Sordariomycetes, Magnaporthales, Pyriculariaceae.